AUGAUUACCAGGUUCGCUAACUCAAUCAAGCCAUACUUGAAACCAAGUACUACUACAACUAUGACAUCUACUGCUGGUAGAGUCAGUCCAUCAUUAACCAUGUACCACAAUAAUAACUCCAUCGUGUCACACAACUUGCUCAAACAAUUGACUUCCUACAGUUUACUCCCCUGUACUCAAGAUAAAAUCUAUCAAGAAACUACACAUAUGAACAACAACACUAACAAGUUUAAAGGAGUUGCAUCAUCCAAGAGUGAAUCAAGUGGUAAAAGUCCUAAAUUUUAUGUCAAUGUCAAGGAAAACACUGGAUUAACUAAACAAGAUCACCAAUUUAUCAUUGAUCAAUGUUUGAAUAUCCAUCCUGAUAAUACUAGAGUCAUUAUUCAAUCAGUAUCAAAUAUAGAUUUCAAGAAGUUGUCUAAACAGGAGAAGCUUAAACUUGUUGAGCAAUUGCAAGAUUAUGAUAAACUUGUUGCCAUUGUGAAUAGUGGAUCAUCCGUCUCCAAUACAACUACUUCUACUCGUUCAAUGCCAUUGAUUAUUGAUUACAGGCACAAGUUGUUGGCUAAUGAUGAUGUAUCAUUUAAUCGUAUCAUGGCAAAUUAUCUUAGUUGUGGUAUUCAAAGUGUUGCUAGAAGUGGAAACAGUGAUGUGACAAUGAAUGUUGGAGGUGAUGAUGUGACGUACAGUAAUGGUACAAACUCACCCGGAGUUGUUGCUUGA
Messenger RNA from Lodderomyces parapsilosis, 723 nucleotides. RefSeq lists its product as uncharacterized. The record is from RefSeq and is a predicted model, not a curated record. The transcript has a single exon. Bases 1 to 723 code for a protein of 240 amino acids. NCBI's taxonomy places the organism in Eukaryota, Fungi, Ascomycota, Pichiomycetes, Serinales, Debaryomycetaceae.